AUGGACUGUCCAGGUCCGCCGGAAUCGCCCUCCCCUGCCACCGCCUCCACGACGACCACUGCCGCCGAGGCAGCCGCAGCUGCUUCUUCACCCGGCAGUGAAUCACCACCCACAACAUCGACAAAUGGCGCCGUCAGCGGCGGUGACAUAGACCUGCACGGCGAGGACCCGGGCUCCUCACCCUCCUCAUCCUCCUCCAGCUCCAGCAGUUCCUCAUCCUCAUCCUCCUCCUCUUCGGCGUCCAGCUCGCCCACCAGUGCCACCAAGAGCUCGCCCACCACGCUCCACGGCGGCGGCAGCGGCGGUGGUGGUGGUGGUGGUGAUGAGCCUCCUUCAGCAGCUGCCAGCAUGACCACCGCCAGUGAUGCUCCCGCGGCAACGGUCAACACCACCGCCUCCAACGCCAGUGGCACAACUAAUCUCUCCAACUCCAGCGGCACCAACAGCAGCAACAACUCUCUCGCCAACAAUGCCACCACCAAUGGCAAUGAUUCCUCCUCCUCCAACUCCAACUCCAAUUCGAAUGACAGCAACAACAUGCCAGCACCGCCAACGGACACCCGUCGGCGGGUGAAGCUGUACAUGCUGAAUGCCAAUCGAACCUGGGACGACCGCGGCACUGGUCACGUUAGCAGCAGCUACAUCGACCGCCUGAGCGGCAUGUCGCUGCUCGUCAAAGCGGAAACUGACGGAUCUCUUCUCCUCGAGUCACGUAUUCUCGCCGACACUGCGUACCAGAAGCAACAAGACACGCUGAUCGUCUGGUCGGAGGGCGAGAACUAUGAUCUCGCACUGUCCUUCCAGGAGCGUGCCGGCUGUGAGGAGAUUUGGAACAAAAUCUGCCAGGUGCAAGGCAAAGACCCCAGUGUUGACAUUACGCAGGACAUCAUAGAAGAUGACGAAAAUGGUAAGUUUGGUAAGCAAAACAACCGACAGCUCUCUUUCUAGUUACCGCCAUGUGAGCCAGACCGCCUCGACGAAAUAUCCACCCUAAUCAGCUCUUCCCUGACGAUGCAGUCGAAAAAGGACAGCAUAACAUUAGCACUGGAGUCGGAAAAUUACAUCCCCAAGCUGUUGACUCUUUUUCGCACCCUUGAAGAGCGUAAAGACGUCGCCUCUCUCGCGAAAAUGUACGACAUUUUUAAAAGCAUUUUUCUCCUGAACCGAAAUUCCCUCUUUGACAUCAUGCUCUCUGAGGAGCAGCUCUGGGAUGUGAUCGGCGUCUUCGAGUACGACCCUACAUUAAUACGUGACAAGCGGCAUCGUGAGUUUCUGCGAAAUGUCAGUCGCUUCAAGGAAGUGAUACCGCUGUCGAAGAGUGAACUGGUCGCAAAGAUUCACCAGACAUAUCGAGUGCAAUACAUUCAGGACGUCAUUCUGCCGACGCCGUCCGUCUUUGAGGACAACAUGCUCAGUACGCUCUCCUCCUUCAUCUUCUUCAACAAGGUGGAGAUUGUCAGUCUGAUACAGCAGGACGACAAGUUCCUCAAGGAGCUCUUCAGACAGCUCACCGACGACUCGCCGGCGGUGAAUGAGAAGCGCCGAGACCUGGUGAUGUUCCUCAAGGAGCUGUGCACCUUCUCGCACACCCUGCAGCUGCAGAACCGAGAGAUGUUCAUCAAAACACUGGCCGGUCUGGGGCUGCUGCACACGCUGGAGGUGCUGCUCGGCAUCGACGACAUGCCCGUCAAGCUGGGCGCCGUCGACAUACUGACGUACAUUGUCGACUACUCGCCCAGUAUGGUGCGCGAGUAUGCCCUCGCACAGGAGGCCAAUGAGAAAGAUGAACAGAAGUACCUGCUCAAUAUUAUCAUCGUCCAGAUGAUCUGUGAUACAGAUACAGAUCUAGGCAUGGCCACGCAGCUGUCAAACAUACUCAAAUUGCUUAUAGAUCCCGAAAACAUGCUGACGGCAUCGCCUAUCAAUAAAUCGGAAAAAUCAGAGUUCCUCAACUACUUCUACCGGCACUGUAUCAACUACCUAACGAAGCCCAUUCUGGCGGCAACGCUGGUCGAUGGUAGCGGCGGCCCCGAGGAGACGGCCGCUCGCCAGCGAUCGGCGCAGCUCUUUGCCAUCAUUCUCGAGCUGAUGACCUUCUGCAUUGAGCACCACGCCUACCACAUUCGAGGGUACCUGCUGUCAAAGGACGUCGUCCGGUCGAUUGUCAUCCUGACCAAGUCUAAGCACCGUUUUCUUGUGCUGUCCGUUAUUCGCUUCAUUCGCCGUCUAGUCGGACUGAAGGAUGAGUUCUACAAUCGGCACAUCAUCACUGUCAACCUCUUUGGACCGAUCGUGGACGCCUUCCUCGCGAACAAGGGCCGCUACAACCUGCUCGACUCGGCGGUGAUUGAUCUCUUUGAGUUUGUGCACUCCAACUCUAUACUCUCGCUGUGCAACUACACGAUAGAGAACUUCUGGAAGGGAAAGCUGGAGCACAUUGACUACGUGAAGACCUUCAAGUCGAUGCGCGCCUUCUACGAACAGCAGUCGGCCAUGCGGGAGCGCAUUGAUACUAAUUCCUUUCUCAUCGCACGGAACCGCUACCGGCGAGACCCGCGUCAGCUGGACAAGGAGGAGGACAUGUGGUUCAAUGCGGAGGACGACGACGAGGAGGAGGACGGCGUGGACGAUGAUGAAGACGAUGACUGUGAGAACUACCACGACGAGGACGAUACCGACAGUCCGCCGCCACCGAUCAGCCAGCGGACGUUGCAGCAGCAACAGGCCGCGGCGGCUGCGGCUUCGGCUGCCAGUUCAGCUGCUGUCCUUCAGGAGGCCACUGCUGGCUUCUACGGACCAGGCCUCUCGGGAGGGGGCGGCGGCGGUGGCCUAGGGCAGGGAGCUCCUUCGGCGCACAAAUCGCAAGGGAGCACCAUCUCCUCGCUGCAGUCUCUCCACCACUCGCUCAGUCAGCAAAGUUCAGUUAGCUCGACGACCAGCAGCGGUGUCUUUGGCGGUGGUGGCGGCGGCGGAGGAGGAGGAGGGCUUCCCCAGCCGCAGACUGCCACCGGUGCUGGUGCUGGUGGAGGUGGUGGUCACCUGAGCUCAACGAGCAGUGCCUACGAGUCGCCCACUUCUGCCUUCAUCGACUCGCCCUUCUUCUCCUCAUUUGCUGCCAAUCAGAAGAAGAAGUUUGAGCGGAAGUCAUUGAGUAAGUUGUGUGGAUGGGANUACGAGUCGCCCACUUCUGCCUUCAUCGACUCGCCCUUCUUCUCCUCAUUCGCUGCCAAUCAGAAGAAGAAGUUUGAGCGGAAGUCAUUGACCAUCAACCUGAGCACCAGUAAGUCGCCUGGGUAUAUGAGCAGCAGCAGCAGCAGCAGCAACAGUGCCACCAGCAGCAGCGCCGUCAGCUCCACUUCACCGCAAGUUCUCUCUGCCUUCUCUGGCGCGGGGGCGUCGGCGGGCACCGGCGGACUGAGCAGCAGCAGCAACGCCGCUGGCNAUGAUUUGGCCAUCAACCUGAGCACCAGUAAGUCGCCUGGAUAUAUGAGCAGCAGCAGCAACAACAGUGCCACCAGCAGCAGCGCCGUCAGCUCCACUUCACCGCAAGUUCUCUCUGCCUUCUCUGGCGCGGGGGCGGCGACGGGCACCGGCGGACUGAGCAGCAGCAGCAGCAACACCGCUGGUAUCGUUUCCACUAGUGUCAACCACANCAACAGUGCCACCAGCAGCAGCGCCGUCAGCUCCACUUCACCGCAAGUUCUCUCUGCCUUCUCUGGCGCGGGGGCGUCGGCGGGCACCGGCGGACUGAGCAGCAGCAGCAACGCCGCUGGCAUCGUUUCCACUAGUGUCAACCACAGUGCCUCCUCUCCGAACUCUUCCAGAAAGGCGUUAGUCGACUACCCUGACGAGGACUCGGACGAAGAGGACGACGAAGACCAUGAAGAGGACCUCGACGACGAUGAUGAUCUCGAUGAUGGCCUUUUGGCGAAGAAGCCAAGGUUUUGA
Rhagoletis zephyria (snowberry fruit fly) is the source of this 3948-nucleotide messenger RNA. NCBI's taxonomy places the organism in Eukaryota, Metazoa, Arthropoda, Insecta, Diptera, Tephritidae. The record is from RefSeq and is a predicted model, not a curated record.